Molecule: messenger RNA, 1271 nt
Organism: Rattus rattus (black rat)
Lineage: Eukaryota; Metazoa; Chordata; Mammalia; Rodentia; Muridae
Gene: Ly6g6c
Product: lymphocyte antigen 6 family member G6C
Exons: 3
Coding region: 427-807 (126 amino acids)
Cellular component (GO): protein-containing complex; external side of plasma membrane
Source: RefSeq, a predicted model, not a curated record
AAAGUUGCGGAUCAACUCAGGCUACGACACACUGUUCGUUUCCUGGGAACUAGCAGAAGCUAGCGCGUUGUGGCUGUUUAAGUCACAGAGGCUUUUCUGAUGCUCCUCCAGGGCAGGGGGGCCCUCAGCUGAGGACCCUGAAUCCAAGAUCCAAAAUGGAGUUGCCCAGUAGUGACACUUAUCCUCUCCCAUCUCCCUUUCCUGUCUCCCCUCCCUACCCAGGCUCUUGGACCCUUCCCACCUCUGGUCUUUCUCUUUGGUCAGCUGGGAAUAAAUCAGGAGGGAGGUGCCCACAGAGGGCAGAGGCCUGGAAGGGAGGAGCCAUUGGGAGUAUUAAGUCUGAGAAGACCGCUCGACUCUCAGAGCUGGAUCUCUGGGACUCUGCUGCCAACUGCUGGGGCCGUGAACAUUCUCAGAACCCUCACCAUGAAACACCUCUUGCUGCUCACCCUGUCUGCUGUGCUCUGCUGCUGGGUCUCAGCUGACACUCGAUGUCACUCCUGCUACAAGGUGCCUGUGCUGGGCUGUGUGGAUCGACAGUCCUGCCGCCUGGAGCCCGGCCACAAAUGCCUGACAACAAACGUGUACCUUGGGAAGAUGUGGGUUUUCUCUAACCUGCGCUGUGGCACACCAGAGGAGCCUUGUCGGGAGGUCUUCAAUGAAACCAACCACAAGCUAGGCCUGAGCUACAACACCACCUGCUGUGACAAGGACAACUGUAACAGCCCAGCUCCACGGCCCACACCUACAGUGGCCCUCAUCUCCCUCACCUCCCUGGCUGGCCUUGGCCUCUGGCUAUUGCAUUGAGACUGGCUCGAUGGCCACACUCUUCCCACCUGCUCUAGCCUGAGCCUUUCUUCCCACGUCCUCAGAGCUCCGGCUUUCCAGAACGUUCUCUUCUCACCCCCGGCUCCUUAUCUUCUGAAGACCAUUUUCCUAGUCCUGCACCAUUUUUUUUUAAUGGGACUGUGCCUAGAGUGGUCUUUCUAGCCACGGCUUCUGCUUCUCCAGUUGGCACCCUCCACUCCAUUUCCCCCCCCAGUCCUUUCCCAUUUCCUUCUAGAACACUCUACCUCCUCCACUGGCCACUGAUAGGGCCCCCUCCUUUGGACGCACACUGCUGUGCCUCUGGGAUCUAGGUCUGGAAGAACGCCUGUCUUGUUUCCAGGGAGCGAUGCCCAAAAGACCCACUGACCUCAUUGCCUGGGCCUGAUUCACCAGACCCUCCGCUCAUCCUCUAUCCUGAGAAAUAAAUGUCAGUGUCUAACAAA